Molecule: messenger RNA, 858 nt
Organism: Cylicocyclus nassatus
Lineage: Eukaryota; Metazoa; Nematoda; Chromadorea; Rhabditida; Strongylidae
Source: the annotation of a GenBank genome assembly
AUGUGGUCGAAGAGCAUCUCACUCGUCAUUCCACUGGUAAUGAUUCUGCAGAUUCACGGAGCAGACUCAUGUACCUUCGUAGAUCAGGAGGACGAUUUUGUGGCAGAUGUCGUUUAUGAGAUGCUGAAGGAAACCAAAGAUCUUUGUCUUGUCACGUGUUAUGAAGAAGGAGACUGCACUUUUGUAAAGUAUUUUGAGGGUGUUUGCACCAUCUUUGGAAACGGUGAAACUCAUCAGGCUGGUGGCGACAACGUUUACAAGCUUGAUUGCCAGCUCACACUAACAACAUGUCGACGCUUACCACUUGCAUCAGAAUUGAAAUUCCAGAAGCUUCAGGAACCAAAGUCGAAACAAAGCAAAACUAGGAUCAGGGAACUGCUCGCAAAGAACAUCGUUUCUUUGACAACUUUAUAUAUGUUCAAGAAAAAUGGUGCCUUUUUUUUCUCUAAGAGUGAAUCAGCAUUUACCGAUGGAACGGUACCCAGACGCGGCCUGGUCUUCGCCAAGAAUCCACAGCCAGAGUGUGUUUCAGUACCCGUAUUCUUGAAAGCAAAAGCAGGACUGCAAUUUGGUUACUCAGGUCAGCACAAGCUAUACUUCGGGAGCGUCUACAAUGUUACCGGUUACGAAUUUCUGGAUGCGUAUGCGUUCACCACCUACUGCGCUUGCGAUGGAAUUUGCUGUGGACAAGUGCCAUUGACGAAAAACACUAUAGGAGAUGCUAACGAUUACGUACAAGGCCUUCAACCAGAUAUCAGCGAUGUGGAACAAGUACUUUACAUUGCUAACGUGUUGAGAGGAGAAGAUAACAUACCAUGGCAAUCUGCGAACAGUACCGUUUGCCUUGACCUAUACUGA